CUGGAGCCAACCAGUUACAAUUUAUCAUCCAACAGACCGUUACAAUGAGCAACAACAGAAUGGGGCUUUGGGUUUAUUUAGCCAGUGCAUUAGUGUUGGGUACUGUGAGUUGCCUCGAUAAUGGCUUAGCCAGAACACCGCCAAUGGGAUGGAUGACCUGGGAAAGAUUCCGAUGCAUAACCGACUGCAAGAAGUAUCCCGAUGAGUGUAUCAGUGAACAGUUGAUCAAACGAACGGCCGAUCUCAUGGUAUCGGAGGGUUAUUUGGCCGCCGGUUAUGACUAUAUCAAUAUUGACGAUUGCUGGUCAACGCAUGCCCGUGAUUCAGAGGGCAGACUAGUGCCGGAUCCAGACCGUUUCCCGAGUGGGAUGAAGAAUUUGUCAGAUUAUGUGCACGAAAAAGGACUGAAGUUUGGAUUAUACCAAGAUAUCGGGACCAACACCUGCAUGGGUUAUCCGGGUAUGAAGGAUCACCUCGAGAUUGAUGCGCAAACAUUCGCUGAUUGGGGAGUAGAUUUCAUUAAAAUAGAUGGAUGCUACGCAGAUGCAAUACAAAUGGUUGACGAUUACAUCAUUUUUGGAGAUCUUAUGAACAAAACUGGCCGACCAAUCCUGUACUCGUGCAGCUGGCCAGCAUAUCAGGAAGAAAAGGAUGUCAUACCCGACUACGAAACGUUGAAGAAAACUUGCAAUAUGUGGCGCAACUGGGGCGAUAUCGAAGAUUCCCAUAGCUCGGUGGAAACGAUCACUGCAUACUUUUCUGACAAUCAGGAUCGCAUUCAACCUCACUCAGGUCCGGGACACUGGAAUGAUCCAGACACGCUUAUUCUAGGAAACUACGGUCUCAGUUAUGAGCAGAGUAAAUCUCAACUAGCAGUUUGGACAUGUUUGGCUGCUCCUUUGCUCUUAUCUAACGAUUUGGCAACCGUAACACCGGAUGUUAGAGAACUUCUGCUAAACAGUGAAAUCAUUGCUGUCAAUCAGGACCCGCUUGGCAUCCAAGGUUUGAUGAUCAAAACGGAUAAGAGAAUUGAGGUGAGUUAUUAAAUCAAUAUAAGAACUUCUUAGAAAAGUGAUUCAUUCAACAAUCUAAAAAAAAACUAACUGGGGAAAAACAGUGUCAUGGGUGGCCAACAUUUUCAGCCGGCGGGCUAAAUACUAGAAAUUUUUUGUUCGCAUUUUUUUUUUCAUUUUUUAUAAAUAUGUUUUUUUAUUUUUCUUCUUUUAUUACCAACAUGGUCAAAACUUGUAUGCAUCCUUCAAAAUGAAGAACUUGCGUACGUCAUUUUUCUUUCCAAUAUAACAUAGAACAUGCAUUGCAGAUAUUUAAAUGGCCAGACCAGCCAUGUGUUGUAAAACGCAAAAAAGCAUGAACUUGGAAUGAAUGAAGCGUGAUGUUUCCUGCCAAACGCUUAAAAAGAUUAUAUUUUAUGUUUAUAAAUUUAACAACAUAAAAAAAGGAAAAAUUCCCUUUAAUUAAACCAUUAAAGAGAAUCUUUCGAUUGCUUUGAUUCAGUAGAAUUAUUCAACGAAGUAGGCUCACAACACAUAAUAGAGAGAAAAAAAAUGGCUUGAUCUCACACGAAACUUCCAAUGUUUGACGUUAAUUGAAAUGUGUUGGCAUCGUCAACCUUUUUUGCAGCCAACAGGAAUUUGUAUGAUGUUUUUUUUUUUUGCAAAUAUAGUUUAUCACAACAUUCAUCACUUUUAAACUUUUUCAGUUCUUCUCAGUUUUCAGUAAAUAUUUGAAAACUUUCACUGAACAUUUAGAAUUUUGUAGAAUAUCAUGGGGAAUGGCUGUCAAACACGCCUUCAAGCAAACGAUGCUUACUUUGAUCCUCUAUUAUAAUAAUUUGUUUGAAACGUGUUUUUUAAAUCAGAAUUAUAAAUCAUAUUUCAAAGCUGUUAAAAUAUUCUAGAAUUCAAAAGAAAUUUACUCAUAGUUAUUUCUUUCUUCACAAAAAAUUAUUUUUUUAUGAAAAAACAAACUUUUUUGUUAAAAAAAAGAAAUGAUUUGAAGAUUUGGAAAUCUAACACUUUUUUAACCUCCAGAAAUCACACACAUCUUCCAGCACUCAAUAAAUAAUGUUUGGUAGAAAUUUUCAAAAUCCAAUGGGAAUAAAUUACAGGGUUGCUAGCGAACCGGGAAAACCGGGAAAAACUUUGGAAUUUCAUCGUGCCACCGGGAAACCGGGAAAAAACCGGGAAUUUCGGCACCUCACCGGGAAAAUUGCCAUGUUUGAAAUUUUUAACGGAAUUUCAAAAAUUAUUUCUAAAUUUAAGAGUAGUUUUUGGCAAUCACGAUACACGAUAUAGAUUUAUGUCAUAAACACUUAUUUUCGUUUAUUAUUAAACAAUAAAGUUUGAAUCGCGUUUUUAUCUAAUUGUGAAGCAAUAUGAUAUAAUAACUCAAAUGCUACAAAAUUGAAUAAUUAAACUAUUAUCGACAAAACUAAAUACAAAACUAACUACAGUCGAACCUAGACAAGUGAAAGUCAAAGGACUGAACUUUUUUUCUCGCUCAAAGAGGUUUCUAACACCAGGUGCUCUAUAAUAGACGGUCAACAACAUACAAAUGCAACUAAACAAUGUGUAUUUGAUAAAAGUCCACUGAUUUAUAAGAAACCAGUUGAAGCAGCAGUUCGAAGUUUUCUUGAGUGAAUUUCAAUAUGGAACUAUGGAUAUUUUUUCAUUGAUAAUAAUUUUGGUACCAAAACUUCAAUACAAAAGUGGUAUUUUUUUCUAAUUUCCUUAGUUCGGAAUGAUUCAGUGUUCGAUGUACAUAUUUCAUAAAAUUAUUUUAUGCAAAUAGCAAAUAAUUUGGCAGUUUGAGACGUUUUAAAGCAUAGUUACACCUCUUUUUCGCCAGAAACAGAUAUUUUAUUGUAUAUUUCGUUUGAAUUGGCCUGAGGAACGAAGCAUUAUGUCGCAAGUAUUUAGUUUUUAAUUCUUCCUACGUAAAACUUUUGCUUAACGUUUCCUACGCUGAAAUAUAUGUCUUAUGUAAAAAUUGUAUCGAAAACAAGCUCUUGUCGAAUCUAAGGUUGCUACCCUGAUACAAAAUAAAAUCUUAGAUUCUUACAAACAAACAAAAGGUUAAGUUCAAAAAAUGUGUACGCAAAGCGUCACAUUUAAACGCAUGGGAAUCCAUGUAUAUCACCACAUCGGAAAGGCCACUUAUGAGCGAGGUUGACGCUCCAAUCAUAUCACCGCUUUUCAACCUGCUCAAACCAAAUUCUCAACAACCCUUCGACGAAUACUAUUGGAUAGUAUGAACAUGUAUUAGUGAUUUUCCUUUAUCUAGUCAGUCGGACAUCGUCCUGUAGAUGGGCAACAUCGAGCCCAAAACCUGUCGACAAAAAAAGGAAAUUUAAUUCCUUUUUUCCGUUACUAAAAACAUGAAGUGUCGUGUCCUGAAUACGUCGUGUGUUAUUUGUGCAAGCAACAAAUCUUACAAACAGUUAGAAGUUAGAGGCUUUUCGCAUAGAUUUUUUUUAUUCAGCAUGAUUUUAUAUUAAAAAAAUUCGAAUAAUAAAUAGGAAAAUCAUCAUUUAUAACCGGGAAAAAACCUGGGAAUAACCGGGAAAAACUUUGGAAUUUCAAAACGAAAAAUCGCUAGCAACCCUGAAAUUAACAAUUUUAAAAAUUACGCAUUUUUCAACUUUGAUGAGCCAUGACAUUAGAUUCAAAUAACGACUUGAAACUUAUUUUGUUGUGUUAUUCAAAUUAAAAUAAAAUUGUUUUUCUGAAUCAGUAUUUGCUAUAUUAAUU
Messenger RNA from Uranotaenia lowii, 3770 nucleotides. RefSeq names its product alpha-N-acetylgalactosaminidase-like. NCBI's taxonomy places the organism in Eukaryota, Metazoa, Arthropoda, Insecta, Diptera, Culicidae. Gene Ontology annotation, cellular component: cytoplasm. Bases 45 to 1046 code for a protein of 333 amino acids. Gene Ontology annotation, biological process: oligosaccharide metabolic process; glycosylceramide catabolic process; glycoside catabolic process. The transcript has 5 exons. Gene Ontology annotation, molecular function: alpha-galactosidase activity. The record is from RefSeq and is a predicted model, not a curated record.